CAACUUUUUUUUUGUGGACGUUAUAAUAAAGGUCGAAAAAUUGAAGCGAGGGAAGGAGGGAGAGGAAGGAAGAUCUUGCCCCCACCGGUGGAAUAAGGGGCUGAAGGUUUCUUGGGGUGCCCCCUAGAACCCCUCAUAUAUCCCACCCAAUUGGGGGACGUCCCCCCCUGCAGUCCAUCCAGCCUCUCCCAUGGGGGCGGCCAGCUGCGAAGACGAGGAUCUGGAAUUCAAGCUGAUAUUUGGCGAAGAGGAGAAGGACCCCCCGGGAAUGGGGGUGUCGCUGGAAGACCUCGACACCGAAGACGUCCCUUCGUGUUGCAUCUUGGCCCUGGAUGACCCACCAGCCUAUGCCUCCCCCCUAGGCAUCCCCUGCCCACCCCGCCUGGGCGGGGGCCCCCGGGCUGGCAUGCACUCCCCCCCGCCCCGCCCAGCACGGGAUGACACCUUCGAGAGCCAGCCGGUGCGGUGGGUGCGCCUGGGGGCCAAUGCCCGCAUCCUGGAGUGCCCCAGCAUCCAGAUCACCACCAUCUCGCCUGGCACCGACUGGGAUUGUUCCCCACGUGACUACCUGCCCCUGGAAGCCUACGGAGGCUACCGGGAGGUUCCUCCAGCCUCUGGCUUCUUCACCCCGAGCCCCGCCAGCAGUGGCAGUGCCUCCCCCUGGAGCUUCUUCUCGGACGAUGAUGGGGCGGGUGCUGACGAUGUGGAGCGGGAGCUGAACGAAGCUGCCGCCCGCUUUGCCCUCAGCUCCCCCUGUGGCUCGCCCAAGCCCUGGGCUGGGCUAGAGGAGCCCUGGGGGCUGUACCCUGCUGGGCGGGGGGCCGAGGAUGGCUGGCUGGCCCUCGCACCCCGUCCGGCCUCACCUUGCGGCAAACGGCGCUACUCCAGCUCGGAGACCCACUCCUCGGCCUCACCCUGCCUCUCCCGCCGCGGCAGCCUGGGCGAGGAGGGGGGCGGGGAGCGGGGGAGGGGGGUGGGUGGGGAGGGGCCGCCCUAUGAGGCUGCUGGGCAGCACCCCCCAGCUGAGAGCAUCCCGCAGAAGGCCCGCAAGACCUCCACCGAGCAGACAGUGGCGCUGACGCGGAAGGAGGAGGGGUGCUGCAAUGGUGACGACGGGGGGGUUGGGGCGGCCCGCAAGGACGGGAUGGACUAUCUGGCUGUGCCCUCCCCGCUGGGCUGGUCCAAGGCCAGGAUCGGGGGCCACAGCCCCAUCUUCAGGUCGUCCGCUCUGCCUCCCUUAGACUGGCCCUUGCCCAGCCAGUAUGAACAAUACGAGCUGAAGAUCGAAGUCCAGCCCCGGACCCACCACCGGGCCCAUUACGAGACCGAGGGCAGCCGGGGGGCCGUGAAGGCCGCCCCGGGGGGUCACCCUGUGGUGAAGCUCCUAGGCUAUGACGAGAAGCCACUGACUCUGCAGAUGUUCAUCGGCACAGCCGACGAGCGCAACCUGCGGCCUCAUGCGUUCUACCAGGUGCACCGCAUCACUGGCAAGAUGGUGGCCACUGCCAGCUACGAGACCAUCAUUAGCAGCACCAAGGUGCUGGAGAUGUCCCUGCUGCCCGAGAACAACAUGGCGGCCAACAUUGACUGCGCAGGGAUCCUGAAGCUACGGAACUCGGACAUCGAGCUGCGCAAGGGCGAGACCGACAUCGGGCGCAAGAACACCCGGGUCCGGCUGGUUUUCAGGGUCCACGUCCCCCAGGGCAAUGGGAAAGUCGUCUCCAUCCAAGCCGCCUCCGUGCCAAUUGAGUGCUCCCAGCGCUCGGCGCAGGAGCUCCCCCAGGUGGAGACAUGCAGCCUCAGCGCAGGGUCGGGGCACGGGGGCGAGGAGAUGGUGCUGUCGGGCGCCAACUUCCUGCCUGACUCCAAGGUUGUCUUCAUUGAGAGGGGUCCCGAUGGGAAGCUCCAAUGGGAGGAGGAGGCCUGUAUCAACCGGCUCAAAAGCAACGAGACCACACUGACCCUCACAGUCCCAGAAUACAGCAACCCGCAGGUGGCCCGGCCUGUCCAGGUCUAUUUCUACGUCUCCAAUGGGCGGCGGAAACGGAGCCCAACGCAGGCCUUUAAAUACCUGCCCGUGAUCUUCAAGGAGGAGCCACCCUCCUCCUCCCCACUCCGUGGCUUCCCCCUCGGCCCCUCCUCCCCAGUGCCCCCUUGUGGUCCCCCUUACCCCCCCGAGGGCCCUGGGGACAUGGACAUUUCCCCCAGUCGCCCCCACUUCCCUUGCUACCCUGAUGACUCCCCCUACAAGGCUGGCUACUCCCCCUCCCCCACGGCCUUUGGGAGCCCCUCCCCAUACCCUGAUGGGCCCCCACUGCUCUCUUUGACACCCCCUUAUCACCGCUGCCUGGCCACCGAGCCCUCCCACCGCUACCCCCACACGGAGCAGUACGGGGGGACUGGGCUGACAGUGCCCCCCCACUUCCAUCCGCUGGGCUACCAGUCCCCCCACUUCCAGGCCCCUGCCCAGCUCACCCCACCACCACUGUCGGAGGGAGCCGGGCCCCACAACUGGGGGGAUCCGGAGUCGGGGGAGACUGAGGAGGUGGAGAAACCCAGAGGCAGCGGAUACCGGGUGGCUUUCCGUGACAGCCUGCCUGUCCAGGGGAUCACGCUGGAGGAAGUGACCGAGAUCAUCGGCCGGGACCUGAGUGACUUCCCAGAGCCGCUCUGUGAAGGCAGGGGGAGCUGAGAUCCUAGCCGCUCCCGGG
This is a messenger RNA of Chelonoidis abingdonii (Abingdon island giant tortoise), 2711 nucleotides long. RefSeq names its product nuclear factor of activated T cells 4 (gene NFATC4). Gene Ontology annotation, molecular function: RNA polymerase II cis-regulatory region sequence-specific DNA binding; transcription factor binding; DNA-binding transcription factor activity, RNA polymerase II-specific. Gene Ontology annotation, cellular component: transcription regulator complex. The record is from RefSeq and is a predicted model, not a curated record. Lineage: Eukaryota; Metazoa; Chordata; Testudines; Testudinidae. Gene Ontology annotation, biological process: calcineurin-NFAT signaling cascade; regulation of transcription by RNA polymerase II; cytokine production.